Didymodactylos carnosus is the source of this 900-nucleotide messenger RNA. The record is from the annotation of a GenBank genome assembly. NCBI's taxonomy places the organism in Eukaryota, Metazoa, Rotifera, Eurotatoria, Philodinida, Philodinidae.
AUGGGUUUAACUUCUACAAAACAGUCAACACUAACAAGUGCAGAUUAUUCGUUAACAUUAUCAUCGGAUUAUUAUCGAGCACAAGAAACAAUUGUGGGUGAAUUACAUCUUAACAUUCGGACAAAAUUACGUAUCGAAAAAGAAAUUCGUAUCGAUUUAAUUGGAGAAUUAAUUGAUAAACGAUCAAGACGUACUGGUCAGAAACAAUCGUCAGCACAAUCCAAUAAAAAUAUAUUCUUCACUUAUCCUCGUAUAUUGGUUACAUCGCAUGAAAAUGGUACAGCUCGUGUAAUCAAACAGCAACAAAUUACUUAUCCAUUUCGUAUUCCAUUAGGUAUGUCAUUACCGCCUACAUGUGAUUUUAAAGACAAUUUUUCGAUCAAUUAUUAUCUUGACAUAAUCCAUGAUAGGCAUUUGUUACCACAAACACACAAACGACUAUUAAUUGCUCCACCACAACCAAACGUUAUUUGUCCACAGCCUGUUCAAGUAAAUGGUUCAAAUGAUUUGAAGAUUAUCUGUAGUUUGCAAAAAAAUUGUUAUUCAUGCUUGGAAUCUGUACCAAUUACAGUUCACAUUAACAAUCCCAAACAAAAACAAAUUCUACAAAUGACCGCUCAAUUAAUACAGUUAGUGCAAUUAAAUAUGAAUAAACGUGAAUAUGAAAUAUUUACAGCAUUAUUAAAUGAAAUUCCAGAAAAUGAUAAAACAUCAACAAUGACAACAAAUUGUGAAAUUAUUCUACCAACAGAUUUAGUUCCAACAUUUGUAACAAACGAUCAAAUUCAUCCGGAUAAUUUGCCAGUUAUCAAUGUUCAAUAUGAGUUUAAAAUAACUGCUCAUAUGAAAGGCACAUUGGCCACAAACGUUAAACUAACGCUGCCCAUUACUAUUAAUUGA